Messenger RNA from Erythranthe guttata (spotted monkey flower), 2656 nucleotides. The record is from RefSeq and is a predicted model, not a curated record. Lineage: Eukaryota; Viridiplantae; Streptophyta; Magnoliopsida; Lamiales; Phrymaceae.
AUGGCUUCGGCGACAAUAGGGGAUUCACAUGAUGAUUUGAAUUCGAGAGGAGGGUCUCGUUGGCCGGAAAAUAGGAAAGUCUAUACGCGGCGGCAUCGAUUGAAAGCCUCGAAAACCUGCAAUGAUAAAGAUACCCUCGCCACCACAGCCUCCGGUGCGGAGAGCCACCGCUCUGCCGCCCCUAGCACCUCCGGGAAUCCCGCCCCCAUACCCCCUGAGGUUUCCUGCACCACCCUUGCCACCAAUUCCGCUGCUCCCGAUAUUUCCACCUUGUCGACCCCUCCCGACAGGACAGACGGGGCCCGUCUUGUCACGGAAUAUCCUGCAGAUGUAGUAACUGAACAGAGUCUCUCACGUGGGUCGCCGAACAAAUCUCUGCAAGAACAACCACAAGAUAUACCUUCAUCUGCAGAGAAUUUGAAAAACUUAUCCUCUGUUUGCAGGGCAGAUGAGCCAUUGCAGACAGUUGAGGUCAGGACAGAGAACACGAGAGAGUCGUCACCUUUUUCCGAUGAAAACGGCCUUUCAAACGGCAGAGAAGUUGAUGUGCUGGCGCUGCCCGCUGAAAACGGGGCACAAAAUGAUGGAAAUGCCAAUGGGGUUGUGAAGCCGCUCGUGAUAACUAGUAUUGACGAUAGGAUUAGGUUUAAAUUAUAUAAAGAAACCCCGUUGAUCGAGAUUAAAGAGCUUAGGAAGAAGCUAGAAUGUGAGCUCGAUCACGUUAGUAGGUUAGUUAAACAGUUUGAGGCCAAGGAGCUUCAGCUUGCUUCGUACAGUACUCAGAUUAGCAGCAGUAUUAUUAGUAAUAACAGUAAUCAUAUCAGCAAUGGGGGUGCCAAUAUUGGUGCUUACAUUCAUCCUCAACCUCAGCCUCAGCAACCUCGAAUCAAUGUCGUAGACAGGAGAUUGUCGGUAAGAGUAAACUCGGAGGUGGGCCACCAAGAAACGAGGCCUAUGAUAUUAUCAAGAAUGAACUCUGAUAUGGGGGUCCCACGGAAUCUUGAACCGAGGACGUACAGUAGACAGCUCAGUGUUGCAGUGAUGGAAAAUAAUCACAAGGGUGGCGAGUUUGUCGAGAAGGAGAAACGGACACCAAAGGCGAAUCAGUAUUACAGAAAUUCUGAGUUCCUUUUGGGGAAGGACCGGCUGCCUCCCGAAAGUAAUAAGAGGUUGAAGACAAAUAGUGGGAGGAAACAUAGUAGAGGGCAAGAACGUGGCUUUGGCUUCGGUUUUGCGUUCGAUAAGAGGAAAAAUCAGGUUUUCAAGAACUGUAGCAGCUUACUUCAGCGGUUGAUGAAGCACAAGCAUGGUUGGGUGUUUAACGAGCCGGUGAAUGUCAAGACCCUGGGGUUGGUUGAUUACCAUGAUAUAAUCAAGCAUCCUAUGGAUUUGGGUACAAUUAAGACAAGGCUGUCGCAGAACUUGUACAAGUCUCCAUGGGAGUUUGCAGAGGAUGUACGGCUUGUUUUCAGUAAUGCCAUGACUUAUAAUCCAAAGGGGCACGACGUACACAUUAUGGCUGAGCAGCUGUUGCAGAUUUUUGAAGAGAGAUGGGGGAUUAUAGAGACGGAGUACAAUCCUCAUUGGAGAUAUCCAAUGUAUCACGAUGGAGGAUUGCCUACUCCUACUUCUGGAAAGGCUCCCCCUCAAUCCUAUUUUGCGCCACCUUCUGUAGUGCAGUCCCCUGCAUAUGCCAUUGCUCCUAUUCCUUUGUAUGCUCCUGCAGCUCCACAGAUGAUGAGUACAGAUAGCCCGAGUCGCUUUCGAAAAAUAGAGGCUAUUGUCAACAUGAUUAGCAACCCUGUAUACUCAACUGUACCAAUUGCUGCCGAAGUCUUCAAGCUGGGAGGGGUAUACGACGAGAAGAAACUGUUUGGUGUGACCACUCUUGAUGUGGUUAGGGCCAGAACAUUCUAUGCUGGCAAGGCGAAAGUCAAUGUAGCUGGUGUACAUGUACCUGUGAUUGGCGGGCAUGCUGGACUCACUAUUCUACCUUUGUUUUCACAAGCCACACCAAGUGGAAACCUGUCAGACGAAGAAAUUAGGGCUCUUACAAAGAGAACACAAGAGGGCGGGACGGAAGUCGUUGAAGCUAAGGCUGGAAAAGGUUCAGCCACACUUUCUAUGGCUUAUGCAGGUGCCAUAUUCGCUGAUGCUUGCUUGAAGGGACUUAAUGGAGUCCCAGAUGUAGUGGAAUGCUCGUACGUGCAAUCUACUGUGACCGAUCUACCUUUCUUUGCAUCAAAGGUGAGACUUGGGAAGAAUGGUGUGGAGGAAGUCUUGGGAUUGGGUACUCUAUCUGAUUUUGAGCAACAAGGCUUGGAAGCUCUCAAACCCGAGUUGAAAAGUUCGAUCGAAAAGGGAAUCGCAUUCGUUCAUGACAACUGAAUUGGAAUUCGUCCAUCGUGCUGAAUUUUUUAUUACCAUGUCUUCGAACAUCACAUUUUUGCAUCGUUUAAACUAGGUUGUACUAUUUCCGAUUAAUGUUUCUUGCUAUGGAAGAGGCGGCAUAUUUGCCUUGUGAUGUAACACUAGGCUUUCAUUCGCAUGCAUGUAAUAAAUAAUACAAAAAUCUACAAUUUUUUACCUGCAAACUAUGUGCUCGGUUUGAAUAUCGGGUAUCAUGAUUAUUAUAAAUGACGUUCCGUUACGAUUA